AUUUUUAAUUAAUAAUAUUUUUAAUUUUUCAGUACAAAGCAUAUCAAGAUGUUAUCAAUGAUGUGAUAUUAAAUGCUAGAGAACACUUCAUCGAAGAUGGGGUCGAUGAAGCAGUAUUACAAGAACUCAAACAACUAUGGGAAACAAAACUAGCAGCUACAAAGGCAGUAGACGAAAAUAGAGAUGCUGAUAAAGUAAUAAGUCCGAAUAACAAACCAAAGCCGGAAUACAUUAAUCAACAUUAUAUAAAACCACUACCAGCGACUGUUCAUCAGUUGCAAUUGCAACACCAACAGCAACAACAGCAGCAUCAUCAACAACAACAGCAGCAGCAACAACAGCAGCUAUUGUUAAAUAGCAAACAAAUAAUAGGCCAAGUUCCUCCAAAUAAUCACAUGCCUCAGGGUCCCCCCGGUAUCGGUCUUCCAGAAUGGCGUCGAGUUCCUAUCCAGAUAAACAUUCCAUCUCCCGGUUCUGCAGAUGGUCACAGAAUACUCUCUAUAGAUGUGCCUGAGGUCUUUCUCCAAGGCCAUCACCUCAGGUCAAUUCUGACCGGGCAAGCAAUUAGCACAACCAUGAGCUUACCUUUGGCAACUGCUUGUGCUUACCUUCAGGAUCACGUUAACGCUGCUUUCAUAGAACAUCAGCAGAGUUAUUACAAUUCUCUAAGCAAUGGUAACCCGCAAAUGCACAAUCAUAUGCAUGAUCGCUUACUUGAAAAUAGAUUAAGAGGUAUACCUCAAGGUGAUGGUCCAGCAGAUUAUUCCUAUGCAUCUUUAACUAACUCUUCAACUAACCCCCCUUCACAAAAAAGUAACAAUAAAAGAUCGAAAGGUAAUAAUUCAGAUCCCGUGCUCAACUCCUCCUUUCCAAACGAUCUUGAAGAUCAGUUACUUCUGAAUAGUCUAAGAGGAAUUCCUCAGGGCGAUGGACCUGCCGAUUCCUCAGAUGAUGAUGAUAAAAGUGAUGAAGGAUCCGAAGAAAUAGAAGACGAAAAAGAAGAGGACGAAAUGGAGGACGAUCUUACUGGAGAAGCUGAAGACGAACCAUUAAAUUCUGGAGAUGAUGUUUCCGAUGCUGAUGGAACGGAAGAAUCCUUUGAGACUGAUAAUGUGAUAGUAUGCCAGUAUGACAAGAUUACAAGAAGCAGAAACAGAUGGAAGUUUCAUCUGAAAGAUGGCAUCAUGAACUUAAAGGGUGAAGAUUUUAUUUUUCAGAAGGCAAACGGAGAUGCUGAAUGGUAA
Molecule: messenger RNA, 1244 nt
Organism: Diabrotica balteata
Lineage: Eukaryota; Metazoa; Arthropoda; Insecta; Coleoptera; Chrysomelidae
Source: the annotation of a GenBank genome assembly